Messenger RNA from Cricetulus griseus (Chinese hamster), 287 nucleotides. Lineage: Eukaryota; Metazoa; Chordata; Mammalia; Rodentia; Cricetidae. The record is from RefSeq and is a predicted model, not a curated record.
AUGGAGCUCGAGGCUAUGAGUCAGUACAUGAGCCAGGUCAACCCGGCUGUCUUCCCACAACUGACUAUGGUACUUCUGGACAUCGGCAUGUUGUUUACCGCCUGGGUCUUAGUUUAGGAAGUCACCUCAAAAGAGCUUCUCAUCUCCUUGGUGGCCUCUCUCUUCAUGGGCUUUGGAGUCCUCUUCCUGCUGCUCUUGGUUGGCAUCUAUGUAUGACUUCCCAAGGGUACCCACCAGGCAGCUUCAUCAAGUCCCUGCUUUUGUAAAUUAAUUUUUUACAUUGCUAC